UGCGCUGGGAAGGAGCCGGGCCGGACGGGCACAUGCAGGGAGCGCGGAGGCGGCAGUUCCCGCCAGCGGCCCCGGGCUCCCAGCAGCCGGGCGGGUCCUUCUACCAGGGCAGGCAUGGGUCAGCCAAGAAUGAAGAUAUGUUUAAGACGUCUCAGUUUCAUUUUGAUCUGUGGUUCUACUUCACUCUACAGAACUGGGUGUUGGACUUUGGCCGUCCAAUAGCUAUGAUUAUUCUACCUUUAGAGUGGUUUCCAUUAAACAAACCUAGUGCAGGAGAUUAUUUCCAUAUGGCUUACAAUGUUAUCACACCAUUUCUUCUUUUAAAGCUCAUUGAAAGGUCCCCUAAAACCCUGCCCAGAUCAGUGGUCUAUGUCAGCAUCAUCAUGUUCGUCAUGGGAGCGAGCAUCCAUUUGGUGGGCGACUCCGUCAACCACCGUUUGAUUUUCAGUGGGUACCAGCACCAUCUGUCCGUAAGAGAGAACCCAAUCAUCAAAAACCUCAAACCGGAGACACUGAUUGAUUCUUUUGAGCUGCUGUACUACUAUGAUGAAUACUUAGGGCAUUCAAUGUGGUAUAUUCCUUUCUUUCUCAUACUCUUUAUAUAUUUUACCGGCUGCUUCACACCCAUUAAAGAAGAGAGCAGAAUGCCAUUAGCCGCCUUGCUCCUUAUGGGGCCAAGCAGCCUUUAUUACUGGUACCUUGUGACAGAAGGUCAGAUUUUCAUGCUCUACAUUUUUACCUUCUUUGCCAUGAUGGCUUUAGUCAUGCGCCAGAAACGGAAAGGACUGGUCUUGGACAGCAAUGGACUCUUCCUCUUCUACUCUUUCAUUAUUACAUUGGUCUUAAUUGGCGCUUGGGUGGUUUGGCUGUGGAAUGACAAAAUCCUCAGGAAGAAGUAUCCUGGCGUCAUUUACAUUCCAGAGCCCUGGGCCUUUUAUACCUUACACCUGAGCAAUCUCCAUUCGGCAAAGGAAGGUUUUUAAGUGGCGAUAUCUUUGGAGUGGUUUGCAAACAGAUCUCUCGCUUUUCCUAAUGUUAGUGUGUUUUAAAUCAGUUU
Chelonoidis abingdonii (Abingdon island giant tortoise) is the source of this 1057-nucleotide messenger RNA. It is a transcript of the gene CLN6, whose product is annotated as CLN6 transmembrane ER protein. Gene Ontology annotation, cellular component: membrane; endoplasmic reticulum. Gene Ontology annotation, biological process: lysosome organization. The record is from RefSeq and is a predicted model, not a curated record. Lineage: Eukaryota; Metazoa; Chordata; Testudines; Testudinidae.